Messenger RNA from Polypterus senegalus (gray bichir), 4204 nucleotides. RefSeq names its product gastrula zinc finger protein XlCGF26.1-like. Gene Ontology annotation, biological process: regulation of transcription by RNA polymerase II. NCBI's taxonomy places the organism in Eukaryota, Metazoa, Chordata, Cladistia, Polypteriformes, Polypteridae. The record is from RefSeq and is a predicted model, not a curated record. The transcript has 3 exons. The coding region runs from base 528 to 1994 and encodes 488 amino acids. Gene Ontology annotation, molecular function: DNA-binding transcription factor activity, RNA polymerase II-specific; RNA polymerase II cis-regulatory region sequence-specific DNA binding.
GGAAAUUCGGAAAGGAUCGGGGCGACACUUACAGAUACGUGUGAGUUUACUGCACAAAACUUGAAUGAGAAUCAAGCAGCGCGUUCGUGUCCGUCAGCCCGCUGCACGAGGGAAUCCCCUACCUCCGGAUAUCUUUACUGCUCUUUGGUGCUUGUUGUUCACUUCACGUUAACUGGUGCCAUUUCCGCUUCUCAUCGCCCAGUCAAACCGAAUGUUCCUCAACUUAAUUCGUUUCAGUUUAUUCCCCCCAAGUCGGCUUCUUGUCAAAUUGCUGACCUUGAGGAGUCGCUUGUUCGGCGCGCACACAGCACUUUGAUUUCUGCUUUCAGUCCGCAGUGGACAGUUUAAAGACGAGACAUUAAAAGAACGGCGACGAGUCAGUCUGGUUAGUAAAAGAGAACAACGAAUUGAAGACAACAGAGAAGAGUUGGAGCAGAUACGAGCAGAGAACGAAUAGAAAUGUAAAGAGGGAGGUAAACGUGUAGAGGCACAGUAGAGAGAGAGAACAUCAUCUGUUUAAUGUCUAGAUGGAUGGGAGAGACGAAACGUGCGAGUCUGACAUGAAUAUCAUGGAGCAAAGGACUGUACAUAUUAAGGAGGAGGAGUGUGGGUGGGAGCCUGUCCACCUCAAACAGGAGAAUCUCUGCAUUAAGGAUGAGGACUGUGAACUGGGGCCAGUGGGCAUUAAAGAGGAGGCUGAAGAGAAGUCUGUCAGUAUCGUGACACCCAAACAUGAAAGUGUGGAAAGUGUCAAGGAAGAAGACCUUCAUUAUGGAUAUCAAGAUGGAGCAGUGACCGCGUUAGUCUCCUCUCAGAGCACACACUGUUCAUCUUUGGAGCCUUCCAUCGAUGUUAAGUCUGAAUCAUUACAGUCUGACACGAACAGGAGUGUGGAAAUGUCAUCCGUUAGAACGCUGGAGGAUCAGCCACCACCUUCAAAUCAGUCUGGAGCAAGUGACAUAACUCACUGCUGUUCUGAAUGUGGCAGACACUUCUCUUACAAGAGUAAUCUUACAAGACACUUGAGAGUUCACACCGGAGAGAAGCCGUAUUGCUGUUCUGAAUGUGGCAAACAGUUUUGUUACAAGAGCAGUCUUCAGUGCCACACUAGAAUCCACACUGCCGAGAAGCCAUAUUCUUGCUUGGAAUGUGGCAAACGAUUCUCUCAAAUUCACAAUCUUCAGUGCCACAAAAGAAUUCACACGGGGAAGACACCAUAUUGCUGCUUGGAAUGUGGCAAACAAAUAUUUUACAGGAAGAAUUUUCAGGAACACUUAAGACUUCACACAGGAGAGAAGCCCUAUUGCUGUUCUGAAUGUGGAAAGAAAUUUGCGAGAAUCGACAAUCUUCAAAGACAUAAAGUAAUUCAUACGGGAGAGAAGCCCUAUUGCUGUUCUGAAUGUGGCAAACAAUUUUUUGACAAGAGUAGUCUUCAGAGCCACACUAGAAUCCACAGUACAGAGAAGCCCCAUUGCUGUUUGGAAUGUGGAAAACGAUUCCUACGAACAAACAGUCUUGUACGCCACAAAAGAACACACACUGGAGAAAAACCAUAUUGCUGCUUGGAAUGUGGCAAACAAUUCAGUGAAAAGAGCAAUCUUCGGAGCCACUCAAAAAUUCACACAAGAGAACAGAUGAGGCCAAAAGAUUGUACGUUGACCAAAAAAAUAAGAGGACUUGAUACAACCAAGUGGUCAAUCGAAGAUAAAGAGGAGAUUAUGUACUGCUACUUUUAUGCAACAGACCCUGAAUUUCCAACAAUGGGAUAUACCAGGAGGGCUCGCAUAAAACUGCAAUUCAGAAACAUAAUCUCAAGUUCCAAGUUAAAUAACAUAACAGACGCAAACCUAAGGUCUCUAAUUGGAUAUAUUAAAGGAAGUAAGAAAAUAACUCGGGAGAAAUUAGAAUAUCUGCAAAGAAGAGCAAAAGAAGAAGUAAUAUGUGAGAAAGGUCAAGAUCAAAUCAGUACGAGAACCAAAAGGGAGAAGACCUGAGAUGAUGAGAAAAGGAGGGAUCUUGUAUGGUGCAGUAGGUACACCAACUUUAAAGCUUCAGCAGGCAGAUUUAUUAAAAACAAUGAGAGAAUGGACACAUUUGUAAACAAAUCCAGAAACAAACACCAGAAAAUGAAUGGAAAUACUUGAAAAAUUCUUUACAGUCAAAAGUAGAAAAUUAAGAAAAACAAUCGAUUUUUACAUAGUGAGAUUCUAACAACAAAGAGAGAGGUUUUUUGGGAGGGGUGGAAGUAAUGGAAACUGGAAUAGACUAUAAAAGUCUAAAGAGAACUCAUCCUCAAUGUUAGAGGGAGAGGAGACAAUAAACGGAACACCAACAGAAAGUUCCUGAAACUCAAAGAAGAGCAAACAAGCUAAUGAGAAAGAAUGACCAAAACAGACGUAACACCAUCAUUAGAGGACAGGCAUUCAAGAAACUGAGGAGGAGAUCAACAUAAAGAAGUACAUAGAAGUCUCUAAAAAAGAGCGGUGACCAAGAAGAGCACUAAACCGAACUGUACAAUCUUUAAUAGGCAAGGUGAAUAAGGACAUUUUGGAGAUGAAGCAGAACCAAGAGCACAAAAUGGACUUAACUACAGUAAAAGAGGAUCCAGUAAACAGGAUCCAGUAUUGUGCAGCAACACUCAUCACCUCUAAAGUAACAGCACAAAAAAAUAAAUAAAAGUAAGGAAGGAACAGCAAAACUACACUCCUCCUUGGAUGGAGCAAAUUGAAGAAAAAGUGAAGACCUCACGCAAAGAGGUGGCAUUAAUUAAAGCCUACAGUAGUGAGAUCACAAAGUUCUGGUAAAAUAGAACAGCUGAAAUUACAGAAUUGCUUAUGAACAUACGAGGACCUCACCUUCACAAUUGCAGACAAUUUUGGUAGAAGCACAAAAACUAAGAAAAUAUUAAUCAGAAACACAAAGGGGGUACAGAACAGACUAUUUAAGGAAAACCCCAAAAAAUGCUCUGCAGAAUGUUAAGUGGGUAAGACCCUCUGAAAGUAACUCGAGCACAAGACAAAAAAAUAGAUGAAUAAUUCUGGAGAAAAAAAUGGUGAUAAUCAGCUUUAAAACAGAUAAGCAAACUAGAAAUGGAAACAGAAAUCAUUUGAGCAAAAUAAAUGCCAUGGAGUGAACUAACUGCAGAAGAGGUGACAAACAAACACAGGAAGUACUGCUGCUAACUGGAAGGCACCUGAUUUAGAUGGUGUACCAAAUUUUUGGAUAGAGCACCUAACAUCCCUGCACCAGGAUAAGGCCGACUGCAAAAAUACAAUAAUGGAGAAUCCAGAGACAGCACCAGAGUGGCUUAUAACGGAGAUUCCUUUCCUACUCCCAAAGUCCAAAUAUUCCAAAAAGUUACUGCCUUUACAACCUGCUUUCCCACCAUCUACAAACUAUUUACAGCAAUCGACGCAGAGUGAAUUUACACACACCUGGACCAGAAUAGCUUGAUGGCAGAAGAACAAAGGAAAAACAAGAGAAAGUCUUAUGGAACCAAAAACCAGCUCCUGUUGAACAAAGUCAUCAUGGAAUGUUGGGGUAAAAAGGCAGAGACCUGAGUGUGGUAUGGAGAGAUUACAAAAAGCAUUUUGCAGUAUACCUCAUUCUUGGAUUCUUACAAAGUCCAUGCCAUUUUGAUAAACAUCAUCUCAACUACCACGAAGCACUGGCAAACAACCCUACAGCUUCACCAAGAACAGGCACAGGUCACCAUCCCCAACAUAAAACUCAAAUGAGGAAUUUGUCAAGGAGACUCAUUAUCACCUUUACUGUUCUGCCUAGCAUUAAACCCAUUAAGCACCCUCCUCGAUGACCUCAGCCAUAGAUUUAAUAUGAUGAUCCAGAACCUCAGAUAGUCCCUUACCUCCCAUUUACUGACAGGUUGAAGCUGUAUGGCUCCUGCAGCCGGGACCUGAAGGAGAAGCUGCACUUAGUAAAAAUGUUUUCAGAUGACAUCAGAAUGGCAUUUGGGAUUGGCAAGUGUGCCAAGGCCACCUUCAUCAACAGAAUGCUAACCUCAACUGCAAACUUCAAUUUCAAACAGGAGUGUGGUGUUCUACAAAUACCUGGACAUUCAUGACAAAUCACAAAACACUCUGACAGACUGUCAAGGAACACGUCGGUAGAAUAAAACACAAUCCUUAAGGGCUCAUUUAUACUUCACGCUCAGAACGCGUACGCGUCCGCAUCAUGGCUGCCACGC